AAAGUUUUUGAAAAAUAUCAAUAAUAAUAAUUUAUCGUAUCGAGAGUUUUCGAUUGUUACAUUUUAUUUGGAUUGAGAUUUAACGAAUAGUUUGAAAUAUGUAUCGAAAAUAUAUAACCGUCAUCGUUUUAACGAUUCAUUCGUGUCUAGCAGCUGUAAGCACCAAUCGACGACCAAACGAAUUAUUAAAUCCCUCACCAUUACUUAAUACAAAUUUAUUACAAUUUGAAAGUUCAAUGGGUCAACCUGUUUAUACGCCGUUAAUAAACAAGGAACAAGAAUAUUUGACAGAAAAAGCGCCAGAAGAAUGGAUUGUUACACCAAAUAAUAAUGUUAAACGUUAUCGAAACAGUGAACAUAUAAAUGAUUUUUAUCGAUCGAUUCGAUACCCACAUAAUGAAAGGAUACGAGAACAUUUAUGCAUGGUAUCACAAGUGUUAGAUGACACCGAUCCAGAAAUUAUUACCAUUAAAGAAGAAUGUCACGAAGGAAAUUUCAACAUAAUAUGGAAAGGAGAAGAACGUCGUAUGGCCUGUAAACAACAUUAUACAACAGUUAUAUUUAACAUAAAAGAUGAACCUGAAAAAGUACAGCUACGUACAGGCUGUACUGUACGAAUUUAUUAAUUAAAUGGUAACAGCAUUGAAUUGUUGAAAUGCAGGGACAGAAUUUUAAAACGCUGUAAAAAGAAGUCUCCUCAAUUUUUCCAAUCAUUAAUUUACCACCCUAAAUUACAUAAGAAGCAUUUAAGAAAAUUGAAGAAAAUUAAUUGUGUUUUAAGAUAUUUCUAUCAAAAUGAAACCGACUCAGGUCUGCCCAAUAAUGGGCCCCGACUGUUAAAGUGGCUAUGUAAAUUACUGGACUUGUUU
This is a messenger RNA of Chrysoperla carnea, 869 nucleotides long. RefSeq lists its product as uncharacterized. Bases 99 to 626 code for a protein of 175 amino acids. The record is from RefSeq and is a predicted model, not a curated record. Lineage: Eukaryota; Metazoa; Arthropoda; Insecta; Neuroptera; Chrysopidae. The transcript is spliced from 4 exons.